This is a messenger RNA of Babesia ovata, 2751 nucleotides long. RefSeq names its product et-dependent rRNA methyltransferase SPB1. Lineage: Eukaryota; Apicomplexa; Aconoidasida; Piroplasmida; Babesiidae. Gene Ontology annotation, molecular function: rRNA (guanine) methyltransferase activity; rRNA (uridine-2'-O-ribose)-methyltransferase activity. Gene Ontology annotation, cellular component: preribosome, large subunit precursor; nucleus; nucleolus. The transcript has 4 exons. Gene Ontology annotation, biological process: maturation of 5.8S rRNA from tricistronic rRNA transcript (SSU-rRNA, 5.8S rRNA, LSU-rRNA); rRNA methylation; maturation of LSU-rRNA from tricistronic rRNA transcript (SSU-rRNA, 5.8S rRNA, LSU-rRNA). The record is from RefSeq and is a predicted model, not a curated record. Bases 1 to 2751 code for a protein of 916 amino acids.
AUGAGUACCAGGGCGAAGCACGGCAAAGAGCGCCAGGAUAAGUACUAUUACCUGGCCAAGGAGCAGGGGUACCGCGCGAGGUCCGCGUUCAAGAUUCUGCAGCUCGCGAAAAAGUUCAACAUCUUCGAGAACUGCAAUGUACUGGUUGACCUCUGUGCCGCUCCCGGAGGUUGGCUCCAGGUCGCGUCCAAGCACCUUCCGGUGUCCAGUAUCAUCAUCGGCGUCGACCUCGUGCCAAUCCGGCCCAUAAAGGGCGUUAUCACGAUACAAUCGGAUAUACGCACGACGAGGUGUCGAAACUUAAUAUCGCAACAUCUCAAGGGAGCCGAGGUGGAUGUCGUCCUACACGACGGCGCGCCCAACGUCGGUGCCAACUGGAACCUGGACGCAUUCAACCAAAAUGUGCUAGUGCUAGAGGCAGCCAAAUUGGCUGCGCACGUCCUGAAGAAGGGCGGCAUAUUCGUGACCAAGAUAUUCAGGUCGGCUGAUUACAACUCGCUCAUAUGGAUGCUUGGAAAGUGUUUCGAACGCGUAAAGGUCACGAAACCAUCCAGUAGUCGUAACGUUUCCGCGGAAAUUUUCGCCGUAUGCAUCGGAUUCCGUACCCUCAAGGCGUUCGACCCCAAACUUUUCAACUGCGAACAUGUCUUCAUAUCUCAGGGCCAAGCGGUGCAAGAGCAGGAGGAAAAGGAAACCUCGAAAGUGACAUCUUUGAGCCAGCUGCUGCGGCAGAAGAAGAAGGUGAACAGGGAGGGGUAUGAGGAGGGCGACGAUUUCAGGGAGUACAGCGUGCUCGACUUCCUGACUUCGGAUAACGCGCCACAGAUGCUGAUUUCAACAAACCGCUUCAAUUUCAAGCCGAGGAAUGGGUUAGAUGAGGAGGCGGCCAAGAAGGAUGCCUCCCUGCUCAAGGCAGUAAUGGCCAGCGCUCUGACCACCGAAGAGGUUAAGCUUCUCUGCUCUGACCUCAAAGUUGCCGGAAGGGCGGACCUGCAGCACAUGCUCAAAUGGAGGCAGAAGAUAUGCAAGGAGAUAUUCCCUAGCGACAAGGAGGCCAAGAAAUCGAAAGACAAGGCCGAGAAGCAGGAUGGUGGAGACGAUGCUGUCGUCGAGGACGCCGGUAAAGAAGGGGCGGAGGAACCAGAGGCUGAAGAAGAUGCCCUGAGAAGGCAACAGCUUGAACUUGCUGACCGCCUGCGAAGAGACCAACGCCGCUCUGAACGUAAGAAGCGCAGGGCACUUAUGAAGCAUAAGAAGGCAAUGGCAGGCAACUCAGUUAUGCUCAGUAAUGACCCCGAUCUGUUCUCGCUAAGUGUGCUUAAGGGGCACGAUAUUGAGGAGCUUGACAAGUCGAGCGAUGCCUCGGGAGAUGAUUCGGACAAGGAAGGCGAUGGCAAGGAGUCGACCCACUCCAGCGUCACAGCCGCUAAGCGCUACAACAUCCCAUUAGACGAUAGCGACUCGGAUUCCGAUUUUUCAGAUGCCGAUUCUAUGGACUUGCAAUUUGAAACUGACUCGGAGGUCGAGGACCUUGAAGCGGACAAGGUCCACAGCAUGGAAGUAGACCUGGAAGUGCAACACGAAAUGGCAAAGCUUGCUGAAGCUGAACGCGCGAAGCCCACCAAAAAGCUCACCCGUAGGCAGCGUGUUAAUCAGGAACGCGGAGCUGAAAUGGCAUCGCUGAUUGAGAGCAUACAAAGCGAGGCACGUUUGAAGGCGCAGCAGGAAAUGCAGGAAUCAGACUCCGAGGACGAGAGCGAAGCAUCGGCGGAUGAUGGUAACAAAUCACACGAUGAGGGUUCGGAGGGCAGUAAUACGGAUGAUGAAGACGAUGCUUCAGAUGAUGAAGGCGAGGACGAUGAACCCGUAUCUGACGCCGACUCCGACGUUGCGGAUGGCAAGCAUUCUGAUGCUGUGACUCCCGCGUCCAAAGCCACUUCCAAUAAGACAAAUGCGAAGAUAUCUGAACGUAAGGCCAAGGAAGCCAUGGAGGAUGCGAUGGUCGACCGUUGGUUCGACCAGGACAUCUUUGAAGAGAAGCCCCGAGAGACCGCCAGGAAGCAAAAGAAGAAGGAGCCUAAGAAAGAAAAGGCCUCGAAGAAGCAGGCCAGCUUUGCAGUUGUACCGGCAGUGUCGGAUGCUGACGCCAUCGCUCGUGUGCGUGAUGCGGUUGAGGAAGAGCUGACUCGUGAUAAGGCGACCAUAGCGGAAGUUCAGGCCAUGGGAUCCCUCUUGGUGGAUAAGGGCACAAGAAUGGCGCUGAUAGACGGCGCGUACAACCGCCGUACGUUCGACGAUGGCGAUUUGCCGUCGUGGUUUGCGGAAGACGAGAAGAAGCACAGCAACUACGAGAUGCCCGUCACGAAGGAGCUGAUGAAGCGAUACAAGGCCAAGCUAUACGAGUUGAAGAAUCGCCCGAUACGCAAGGUACUAGAGGCUCGCGGACGUCGCAAGUUGCGCAUGGAGCGCAAACUCAAGAGUGUCCUGCCUCGUGUGGAGGCGAUGCAGAACAGUGACACAGGCAAGUCGGACGCUGCGAAGAAGCUGCUCCGCAAGGUGAAGCGUGCCGCUUCUGACAAGCGCGAGAAGGUAUAUGUGGUAUCCAGACGGGGAGGCACGGCUACCAAGGCGCCGAAGGGCGGUAAGGGAUCGCGCAAGGUUGUCAAGGCGGUGGACAAGAGGAUGAGGAAGGACAAUGUGCGGCAGAAGCAGAAGCCUCGUUCACGCUCCCGCAAAGCACGCAUACACUGA